Knipowitschia caucasica is the source of this 1440-nucleotide messenger RNA. The record is from the annotation of a GenBank genome assembly. NCBI's taxonomy places the organism in Eukaryota, Metazoa, Chordata, Actinopteri, Gobiiformes, Gobiidae.
AUGGCUCUGGAUAAACCAUGGGCCUUGAUCUCAGAAGUUGGAGAAAAUGGCUACUUCGACGAACAGGCAGCGAUUUUAAAAGAGCAUUUCCAGAUUUUGCCCAUUUGUGAAUUCCUCCAAAACCCAGCUCUACAUGGGCCCAAGAUCCAGGUUUUGUUCAUGUGGAAGUAUUACCCAGAAGCCAGCCGUGCUCUGCUCUUGCUGCUGCCUUCUCUCAGGGCGGUGUGCAGUGGUGGGACAGGCACGGACCACCUCGACAUCCCCUUCAUCCACAGCCUCGGGGUGAAGAUCUCCAACACGCCACACGUGGUUGCAAAUGCCACUGCUGACUUUGCAAUGGGACUUCUACUGGCAUCGGCUCGUAAAAUAUGUGAAGUCACUGGCUCCACUCUGGGAAUCAUUGGGAUGGGAGAAAUUGGAUAUAAAAUCGCCCAAAGAAGCAAAGGAUUUGACAUGAAGAUUCUUUACCACAAUCGAAGCAGAAGACUCCCUGAGGAAGAGGCAGCAGUGGGGGCUUCUUUCUGUGAGGACAUGGACGAUCUGCUGAAGAUGUCGGACUUUGUGAUGUUGUCUUUGAAAUUGACUUCUGAAUCCAUCGGCCUGAUCGGACACAGGGAGCUGUCUCUGAUGAAGCCCACGGCAUCGAUAAUCAACGUGAGCCGAGCGCUAAAGUCACCGCCGGAUCUGAAAGGAUUUACUCUCAUCAUGCCUGUGGUUGCAGUGGGGAACGUUGGCCAGUUGGCAGUGGAUCUGGUCAUCUCCUCCUUGGACAUGUGCAGAGUGGGACACAUCCACACGGACUGUCUGCUCCCGAUGGCAGGAAACAACCCCUACAGCAGCCGGCUGGAGGAUGCUGACGGAGUGCAUACGGCUGCCGAAGUUUACAUGUCCAGAGAUAUGAAGCUGGCAGCCCUUCAAAUCCGAUCACCUGUCAUUCAGAAAAGAACCAAAAAGUUUCGUCAGGUCCUUGUGUCUUGGAUCAAAGCCAGUGGUUUCUCCAGAACCAUAGUGUUGUCCAGUAGUCUUGCUUAUCAGAGGGAUGACCGACAGCUGCAGGGGUCGGCGUUGAGGUAUCUGGUUACUCCCUCCAUGUGGAAGUCGAGUGAGGAGGCGCUGAAGGAGCUGCAGUGGCUGGAAAUGGAGAAAGUUCAGGCUUUUCCUGGUUUGAGUGACGGAAACACUGAGCCUAAACUUUACAUCCCGGGAGGCGGCAUCACAAAAGGACUUUACACAGACAGUUGUGCUGAGGACCUCCCGCUCGCUGUACUGCUCCUCUUUUGCUCUGAAGGAGACAACAUCCCAGAUGCUAUUACGUUGAGCAACCACCUGAACAGCUGGCUCCAUCUGCUGGACAAUCAUGAUGAAGAUCAAAACAAGUGGAAAAUUCCCCCUUCCUGGACUCUUAUGUUUGGAGGCAGCUAUCCUCCUGCACUUUUCUAA